AUGCAUUACCCUCCUCUUUCUGUUCUCCUGGCAUUAACAGCAAUUGCCAGUGCCCAAUCAUCGGCAUCUCAUGGCCUUCAGUAUUGCACGCCUGCUGACUAUGCCACAAAGACAUACAAUGCGUCGAACCUCUCCUUCACGAGUAGGCCCAAUAACGACUACUCUGACCAGGCGCUGGCAUUUCUCUGGAACCAGGUCGGCCCAGUGUCCGUUGGACCGGUUACCACCACAGUGUCUCCGACAGCCGAACCUUCAACAUACCCUCAACCGGGAGCCUAUCACGGGCUCGUGCCGAGCUACGACAAUAAUCUGACCGAUGCGAAACUUCCAGCAGGCUUCAAGUGGGGCGUGUCGUCUUCCUCAUAUCAGAUAGAAGGCGCAGCUAAAGACGAAGGCAAAGGUCCCUCGAUUUGGGAUCUGCUGUCUCACCGGUAUACCAAUUUUGUGUCCGACAACACUACUGGUGACGUCCUAGCUAGCCACUACUGGCUUUACAAGCAAGACAUUGCCCGGCUAAAAGGGUUGGGUGUUCCUGCUUUUAGCCCUAGUUUCAGUUGGCCGCGCAUAUUUCCCUUUGGUAAAGGUCCAGUAAAUGAAGCCGGGGUAAAGCAUUAUGAUGAUGUUAUAGCCGAGCUUGUCAACGCCGGGAUCGAGCCUGCCAUUACUCUUUUCCACUGGGAUACACCGCUUGCUCUUUUCAAUGAGUAUGGUGCGUGGACCUCUCCUCAGAUUGUUGAUGACUUUUUCAACUACGCCAAGUUCAUCAUUUCCCGCUACGACGAAUAUGUUCCGACCUGGUUUACCAUCAACGAACCGCAAUACUGCGACUGGCAGUAUUCUUUGUAUCCUGCCGGGGAGUAUUAUCCUGCUUAUAACAACUUCACCGGCGGAUUGCCGACAAGGUUCAUAUGCGGGCAUUACACACUACUGGCUCACGCGAAAGUGGCCAAAUGGUACCAUGAAGAAUUUAAGGGUAAAGGAAAGAUUACCUUUAAAAACUCAGGUAACUACUUCGAGGCAAACUCCAGCUCAGAAGCAGACAAGAUCGCGACCCAGAGGAACUACGAUUUCGUCUUGGGAUGGUUUGGGGGACCGUGGACGGACGGCGACUAUCCACAGUCUCUUAAAGAAAUCCUGGGUGACAUCUUACCAUCGUUUACACCAGAAGAGAAGGAGCUGGUGAAAGGGUCAUGCGACUUUUAUGCGAUUGACGGGUACUCGGCAUACUACGCCUACGAGGUGGAGGGCGGUUUGGACGCCUGCAUUUCGAAUUCUUCGAACCCCUCUUGGCCAUUAUGCGCUGAGAGUGUUUCGACGGCUCCGAAUGGAUUUCCAAUAGGCCCCGCGGCCGACUCCGGAGUGUCGUGGCUUUAUGAUGGGCCUAUGGGCAUUCGCAGGUUCUUGAACCGCAUUGUAAAGGAUCUCUUCCCGAGCGUCAACGAGAUCAUGGUCAGCGAGUUUGGCUUUGCCGAGCCGUUUGAGGCGCAAUUGACGGACAUUAACCAGGUCCUCUGGGAUCUCCGGCGUGCGGAUUACAUCCAAAGCUACCUCGACAGCAUACUGGCGGCCAUUGUCUACGACGGGGUCAACGUGACUGGGGCAUGGGGGUGGGCCAUCUUCGACAAUUUCGAGUGGUUGUCGGGGCUGUCGACACGUUUUGGACUGCAGUACGUCAAUUACACGGACCUGAGCCGGCGGCCCAAGGCCAGCAUCUCCCGGCCUCCCGCUGCCUCUCCCCCAUCGGCGAACAAGCGCCCGCGCAGCUCCCCGAAGCGCAGACGACACACCAUGCGCUUUGGCAAUGAAGCGCCGUCUCCCUCGCGAGCUUUCUCCAACGGCUCCAACGGCUUCUCACGCAAAGUCGCCAACGGCGAUGGAUACACGACUCCCGAGAACGCUGGCCCCUCGGCGAAUGGCACCCGACAGCCCACCGAAGUCACAUUCUUCGGCCACGACCGGGAGGAGGUGACGCGGAUACUCAUACAAGGCCUGGCGGACCUCGGCUACAACACCGCUGCGGAAGCACUCAGUCAGGAAAGCGGUUACGACCUCGAAGGCCCUACGGUAGCUGCCUUCCGGGAUGCUGUGCUUCAGGGUGACUGGGCAAAGGCAGAGUCGCUGUUGUUUGGCACGGCAUAUGAAGACGGAGGCGGAGUGGGCAUAGGCGAUGGUGCCUACGGAUACCGCAAGACGCCUGACAGGUCGGAUACGCGCGGUCUCCCCCUUGCGGAGGGAGCGGACAAAGACGAGAUGAGGUUUGCGAUGCGGCAGCAAAAGUACCUUGAGCUACUCGAAGGACGCGACCUCGGCGCUGCUCUUAUGGUGCUCCGUCAGGAAUUGACGCCUUUACACCACGAUGUUAACAGACUCCAUUAUCUGUCAAGUCUCAUGAUGUGCGAUUCCGCUGAGGAUGUGCGGUACCAGGCCCAGUGGGAUGGUGCAGAAGGAGGAUCCCGGAAUCAACUUCUGUCGGAACUCUCAAGGUCAAUAUCGCCUAAUAUUAUGAUCCCGGAACAUCGACUCGCAGUGUUACUAGACCAGGUCAAGCAGAAUUGGAUCUCCAACUGCCUUUACCAUAAUACUGCAGUGUCUCCGUCUUUGUACCUGGAUCAUAUGUGCGAACGCGACAAUUUCCCCCUUAAGACGGCCCUCGAGCUUCGCCAUCAUAUUGAUGAGGUUUGGUUCUUGCGGUUCUCCAACGAUGGAACAAUGUUAGCUACGACAGGUAAAGACCAAAGGAUCAACGUCUACGAUACGAACAACUAUCAACGACGCUUUACGCUUGAGGAUCACGAAAAUGGCGUGUGUUAUCUGGCGUGGAGCCCCGAUGACACUAGAUUGGUGAGCUGCAGCCAAGACAACUCCGCCAGACUCUGGGAUAUGACGACUGGGGAGCUCCUUAAAAGUCUUGAUCAAGCAUUCGAUUAUCCCGUCACAUCUGCUGCUUGGGCGCCCAAUGGCGAGACAUUCGUCACCGGUUCUCAAGAUACGGCAGCUGGGCUUUGCCAGUGGACCGUCAACGGCGACAAAGUCCACACAUGGAAAGAGGACGGUAGCGAACGCGAACGCGGCUACGCGAUGCGAGUGCACGAUGUCGGCAUCUCCCCCGACGGCCAACGCCUGGUGGUGCUCCUUGAUCAUCACAUCAUGGUGUACGAUUUCAUCACCCGCGAAAGGAUUUGUGAGUUUGAAAUGCAGGAUGUCAAGUUGACGUCCCUGAGCAUCAGCCAAGACUCCCAACGAAUGCUUGUCAGUAUGAAUGAAAGCAAGAUCUGUUUGAUGGACAUCGACAGUGGCGAGCUUUUGCAAAGAUACGAGGGCCAAAAGCAGACGCAGUUCAUCAUUAGGAGUACUUUCGGGGGCGCUCGGGAAGCCUUCGUGGUGAGCGGUAGCGAAGAUUCAAAGGUUUAUGUCUGGCGUUCAAACGGCCACCUGGUUGAAGCACUCGAAGCACAUCGUACAGGAUGUGUAAAUUCGGUUGCGUGGCACCCCAAGGAUCCUAACAUUUUUGCUUCAGCGGGAGACGAUCGAACCGUCCGCAUGUACGUCUUGCCUUGCUGUCUCUGCAUUUCCUCGUAG
Aplosporella prunicola CBS 121167 is the source of this 3579-nucleotide messenger RNA. Its product is annotated as glycoside hydrolase family 1 protein. Gene Ontology annotation, molecular function: protein binding; hydrolase activity, hydrolyzing O-glycosyl compounds. The transcript has 11 exons. The coding region runs from base 1 to 3579 and encodes 1192 amino acids. The record is from RefSeq and is a predicted model, not a curated record. Gene Ontology annotation, biological process: carbohydrate metabolic process; proteasome-mediated ubiquitin-dependent protein catabolic process. NCBI's taxonomy places the organism in Eukaryota, Fungi, Ascomycota, Dothideomycetes, Botryosphaeriales, Aplosporellaceae. Gene Ontology annotation, cellular component: GID complex.